UUAGACGUGAUCUUUUCAAAGCUACGCUGGGGGAUUUCCACUCCCUUGCUGUUUUAAAGCGCUUGUACUGUUGUUUUAACCACAAAGCUUACACUAGCGCGCGCUCUCUGUCUCUCAUUUUCUCCCCAUUGAGGACCAGCUACAGUUCUCAGGGCUCUUCAGGGGUGAGCCAUGGCACACAGGGGCACCAGUGGUGUGGGGCUUCGCUGGGGGAAGGCUGCAGACCUCAGAACAUCUCAGGAACCGAGUUCAUCCCCCUAAACCAGCAAAGAGGUGCCAGGGUGUCAUGGGGUUCAGAGAGCACAGGCGCGGGCACUGGAAGCCAGAAGUGGAAGAAGAGCUUCUGCAAUCCGCCCUGAGUCACCAACAGGAUUAGUAUCGUCAAGAACUUGCGCAUAAUUAAGUAAAACUUUGGAAAAAACAGAAUUAGAGUUUACUGCUGUAGAUGAGUGAUCAAUGGGAAAAAGAAAGAUGUCAAGUUAAGAGACUUUGGCACCUGUUACGCCUAAACUGAAGUUGAUGCCGUGUUUCCCUCCGAAACCUGUUGCACCCCGCUGCAGAUGACAGCUCUCCCAUGAGCGGCAGCCCGCUGCAAGCAGUAGCCGAGGUGGCGUGGCUGCCGGUGAAGAUUCGAAGGGAUUCUCCCUCUGCCUGGUUCCCAGUGCAGCUCCCAUGGCCUGUGACGAACCCGCUGCUCUCUCGAGCUUCUUCACACGCCAGAACUCCGCCAGCGCCAUCUCUCUGGACUUUGAGCCUGACACCAACUACAAGUUUGUCGAAACCUUGGAAGAGCGGUACAAAUGCGCCUACUGCCACCUCGUCCUUCGCAAUCCCCACCAGACGGGAUGCGGGCACCGGUUUUGCCAGCAGUGCAUUCUGUCUUUGAGAGAGUUGAGUGCAGUACCCACCUGUCCUGUUGACAAAGAAACAAUAAAAAUGCAUGAGGUGUUCAAAGAUAACUGCUGUAAGAGAGAAGUUCUCAAUUUGCAUGUGUUCUGCAAAAACAUUCCUGACUGCAAUUCAAAAAUAAUUCUGGGACGAUAUCAGGAGCAUCUUCAGCAGUGUUUGUUUGAAAGUGUGCAGUGCACUAAUGAUGGAUGUUGUGAUCAAAUUCUUCGGAAAGACUUGAAAGAGCAUUUGAGCCAGCACUGUAAAUUUCGAGAAGAAAUGUGUCAGUACUGUAAUAAAUAUGUGGUGUUAAUUAACAUAAAGAAUCACGAGAAAAAUGACUGUCCUGAUUAUCCUGUGCCUUGUCUCCAAAACUGUUCACAAAUAGUUCUGAAAAAAGAGAUUGAAAAGCACCAUGCUGUGUGUCCUGAGGCGGAGGUGGACUGCCCCUAUAAGCAGUAUGGCUGCCUUGUAAAGGUUAAAAGAGGGAAACUUGCCGAACAUGAAAACGGAGCCCUGAGGGAACACAUGCUGCAGAUUUUAGACAAGAACUCCCGGCUGGAAGAACAGAUAUCUGACCUGUAUAAGAGCCUGGAAUGUAAAGAGAUUAAAAUCCAGCAGCUAGCAGAGGCCAUUAAAAAUUGUGAGAAAGAAUUCAGACAGUUUACACAACUUUUUGGUAAAAAUAGCAACUUGAUGGUAAGCACCCAGACUCUGGCCAGUCACCUGGAUAAGUCUGCACGCCUAGAAUCACAAGUGAAACAGCUAAUACAGAUGGCAAACCAGCAGCAAAGUAAAUUUGACUUGCGACCUUUGUUUGACACAAUUGAAAAUGUGAAACAGAAGAUUGCUCUGAUGGAGACAUAUGAUCAGCGCUUGGUUGUUUUGGAAGGUCAGUCCAGCAAACACGAUCGCCAGAUCAAUAUUCACAAAGCACAGCUCAACAAAAAUGAAGAACGAUUUAAGCUUUUGGAAGGCACGUGCUACAACGGGAAAUUAAUCUGGAAAAUCAUGGACUACAAGAUGAAGAAGAAAGAAGCAGUGGAAGGCCGUGUCCUCUCCAUAUUCAGCCAGCCCUUUUACACCAGCCGCUGUGGGUACAGGUUGUGUGCGAGAGCCUACCUGAAUGGGGACGGCUCAGGAAAGGGGACGCACGUGUCUCUCUACUUCGUCGUGAUGAGGGGGGAGUUUGACUCACUGCUGCUGUGGCCUUUCAAGCAAAAAGUUACACUUAUGCUUUUGGACCAAAGUGGGAAAAAAAAUCACAUUGUGGAAGUCUUUAGAGCUGACCCUAAUAGCAGCAGUUUCAAAAGGCCAGACGGAGAAAUGAAUAUUGCCUCUGGAUGUCCACGCUUCGUGCCGCACACGGUCCUGGAGAACACCAAAAACACCUACAUCAGAGAUGACACUCUGUUUUUGAAAGUGGUCGUGGAUUUAACCGAUCUGGAGGAAUUGUGAAAAGCGUGCCCGAUCAGUGUGACUGCUUUAACUGUUAAGAAAUGCUUUCUUGGUGACUACCAGCCAUGCAAUAGUGAAUUGCCACUAGUCAAUGCUACCGAUUAUGUUUUGAGGCUUUUGGACUGCAUAACAGAUAACGAAUUGCCAAAGCAUCAGCCUUUCCUUUUUUAACGUUUUUUCGAGACUGCGUUUUUAAGGCAGCUGUAAGUCCAGAUUGAUGUGAACAUGCAUUUGAUCCAGACUUGGCUCAGCCCAGGCUGGGGGAAUGCGUGACUCCCAUCACCAGACUGGCAUUCAGAGACAAAACUCCUCCAGUAAGCCCCAUGGAGCCCAAGCAGGCCUGUGGGCUCCCGUCCCUCACACAGAACUGAAGCCAUGCCUAAGCGUGAAAGUCCAUUUCGCCUGCCUGAAAUGGAAACAUUUCAAAUUAGCACAUUUGAACCAAUGUAUCUUGAUCCCUCUAUCUCCUGGGUUUUCAAAGCAGGGAGAAUGGCUUCAGUUAGGCAGGGAAAACAUUUAUGUGGGAUCUUGCAUCUUGGUUUGGUUUGGUUUAAUUGUUUUUUUCCAAAAAGCCCAGAGGAAGAUGGCAAUGCCUCUUACUUUUCUAGCCUGGUAUUUCAGCUGUAUAGAAUACCCCAGUUGACAAUAGCUUUGUUAUGUCCUUUCCGUUCCUGCCUAGUGCCUUGGGACUGAUGUCCAUUGGUGGUAAACAUCCACAGUCCCCAUCUGAAGUUAAAAGAAGCCUUCUCACCUCUCAGGACAUGGCCAGAAGCGGGGCACUCGGCCAGCCUGCCAGCCCUUGGCUGCGCUGCUGGAAGAAGAGGGGCAAAACUCCUGUACUUUCGCUCUCACAUCUGUGCAAAAGAGAUGGUUUCUGGCCUACCAGCUCUACAAAAGGCAAGAAGAGCUUUGGAUAUCUGCCUAGGAAAAAGCCCAUGUAACGUGCACUGUUUCCCUCUGCUAGAAAUUUGGAUGUUUGGGAAAGAAGGGGGGGAAAUGGAUUAGGGAGCGCGGUUCUCAGAGGUAGUGCAGCUCUAGUGUUUCUUAAAGGGUGAGACAGCUGCCGAGUAACAACUUCUGACUGAAGUGUGUCUGAAGACCUUUAUUUUUAUUUCAAGUUCCUUCCAUACUGCAAGGGAAUGUGUGCAUUCUAUGGAGUUUUUUGGAGACACGCUAAAACCACCAAGAUCAGGCACUGAGGAUCAAGUGACAAAGAAUACACGUGCCUUUUUAAAGCCUUUUGGGUGCCUGUAAGAGGGAUGUACUUUUGCACACUCAGUCAUUUUGUUAUUACAAGUGACAGAAUUUUGUGUCUCAUCUCUCACAGAUCAGGUAGCGUAACACCACAGGGUUAUCCAUUGCUCCUGCAGUUCACUGGCAGAGCAAACCCAGAGCUCGUAAAGAGACAGCAAGAAAUCAAGCUGGGUUUAGAGUAAGAGUAAACUAGGCAGGAUAAAAAUCAAAACGGGGCACGGACUGCAAGGUAUAAGGCAGAAAAUUCGAGAGGGCAAAUGUGGCAAAACCAAAAAUGCCCUUUGAUAUCAACUAAAAUAAUACAAUUUGGGGAUUGAUACUAAGACAAAGGCAAAAUCCGGUGUUUUGGAUCUGCAAUCUCAUUGCUAGUCACUUACUUUGCCACACGGUUUAUGGGAUGUAAUUCAGACACAAAUAUUUUCAAAUUCAGGGGUGGAGAGGAAGAGACCUUAGUUAUCUGUACCUCGUGGGAGGUUAGCAAAUCUGAAAUCUUUGGUUUGAUUUAGAUGUCCUUUUUGUUGUAUGAUCAGGACGUACUGGGCCUCUGUAGGGGCUUUGCAUGUUCCCAGGGACAGAUGGUGAGGAAUGGUUUUUAUUCUCUUGUAAGGCUGUGGCUGACUUUAAGAGUCGUUUUGGCUGUACAACAGAGAGAAUUAGGCCUUGCGUCCCUAAUGCUUCACUACAGAAAGAGCAAGCUUUGUGUGAAAAUGGUGUGGCAUUCUAGGAUGUCAAUCCUGAGCCUCAGACGUGGACUUCAUGUUGAUGAUUACUUUAAUAUUUGUCACGUAACCUUCAAAGUGGCACAACUUGCAUAGUAACCACUAAUAACUGACGGAAACGUACCAACCGUGUUUCAUGGGACUCUCCAGUAUGUUAAGUAUAAAAUACAGAAAGCGAUAAAGAGCUUGAACAAUCAAGGGAGAAAAGACAGAAAGGAUGCGGUCUGUAUCCUGGCAAAUUCCCAGCCCUCUCUGCCUCCACCAUCCCAAGUAUAAAAUGGGGAUAAUAAUACUUGCAGAAGCGUUAGGGCUGUUUAAAUGUUUGUGAAGAAUUUUGAGCAUGAAAAGAGCUAAGUAUUAUUAAAGCUCCAUUUCUAAUUGUCAAGAGUAGGUGAUGGCAUAGUGAUGUGGAUAAGUGUUUAGUGUGUUCCUGGCCAGAUUUUGAAAGCAUGUUCAGUUUUAGCCCAUCCGUACUGCAGUCUCUACCUACCAGUUGGGUUUAGGUUUUCGCCAUGAAUAAUAUUCUUUUUAAAAUUUUGAAGCACAAAUAAUUCAUCCUGGGUGACGGAAACAUCCCUUUUGAAAUACUGCCUGUUUUAUAAAGAAUUAGUUGUGAAAAUUAAUUUUUUUAAAGACAAUCUUCUUUAAAUUGGUUCUUUUUAUCACAACAAUUGAGAGAUUUAUGUUAAAAUUUUCAGCAAUUUUUACUACUUGUAAACAGGAUUUAAAAUUUUAUCCCAUUCCUGAUAAAGAAAAAAAUGUUGUAUAGCAUGAAUUGUCGGGAAGAAUUUUGAUGUUGCAUGAAAAACACCAAAAAACUUUUCAAUAAUAUUGUAUGGGGUAAGUAACCAAAAGAGCUUAGGAUAUUUCUACAUCAGCAUACGGUAUGUUUCUAACAUAUUUAUUGACAGUUUAUAGUUGUUUGAAUAUAUCUUACUACAAUACAGGUGUUUUUCUAGCCAGAUGUCAUCACUGCAUAUGUAAACUAAUCUAAGAAUAAAUAAUUUUAUCAUUCUCCUGGAGGGUGGCAUAUAUUCCUUUUGGCUGGAUUUAAGCAGGCUUUUUAGAAGGAUGUGGAGUACCAGGGCUUUGUUUACAUCCAAAAAAAACCCCCAACGCUGCUUUAGAUUAAGAAUGGAUGUGCUUCACAGAUAUUUUGGUUUAUACUUGACCAUCAUAAAGCAGCUGCACAUAGAGGUUCAGAAGACUGUGAGCUAAGCUAGAUCAGACGAAGAUCCACGAGGUCUGCGGAUCCAUUGGAAUCCAAACGGGAUGUUCUUUGUGUGGAGCACAAGUUUGGGGCUGAGGGUGGAUUUGUUUCAGGUUUGGGCCGGUAACAGCUAAAAGGAAUUGCUCCAGCGUCCCGUGAUGGCUUCAUGCUUGAACACGGCACUUUAAACGUGGGAAUGGAAAACUCGGGGGGUUAGGCCUGCCUCGCUGGAAAGCAGCCCGGAAGAACGCUGGCACCGGACCCCCGUGUCCCGGGGGAGCCCCGGCCGGCGCUCGGUGCCGGGAUGCCCCAGGCCCCACGCCCGGCACCGGGGAGCGGGGCGGGCAGCCCCCGGCUGCGGCGGGAGCCGGCUCCGCGGCAGGGCCGGGCCGGCCGGCGCACCGGGAGCGGAGCCGUGCGGAGGGGCCGCGUAUGGAUGGCACAAAGGACGAGAGAAGUAGGGCGCUCUGUGCAACUUCACAGGAAGGGCUGAAAGGCCAAGGUAA
This is a messenger RNA of Falco peregrinus (peregrine falcon), 6035 nucleotides long. RefSeq names its product TNF receptor associated factor 5 (gene TRAF5). Bases 673 to 2346 code for a protein of 557 amino acids. The record is from RefSeq and is a predicted model, not a curated record. Gene Ontology annotation, molecular function: zinc ion binding; thioesterase binding; tumor necrosis factor receptor binding. Gene Ontology annotation, cellular component: plasma membrane signaling receptor complex. NCBI's taxonomy places the organism in Eukaryota, Metazoa, Chordata, Aves, Falconiformes, Falconidae. Gene Ontology annotation, biological process: protein K63-linked ubiquitination; positive regulation of canonical NF-kappaB signal transduction; positive regulation of JNK cascade. The transcript has 15 exons.